Molecule: messenger RNA, 591 nt
Organism: Hemicordylus capensis (graceful crag lizard)
Lineage: Eukaryota; Metazoa; Chordata; Lepidosauria; Squamata; Cordylidae
Gene: TRMT112
Product: tRNA methyltransferase activator subunit 11-2
Exons: 4
Coding region: 109-486 (125 amino acids)
Biological process (GO): tRNA methylation; rRNA (guanine-N7)-methylation; peptidyl-glutamine methylation
Molecular function (GO): protein heterodimerization activity
Source: RefSeq, a predicted model, not a curated record
CGGGGGACCUUUAAGCCGAAGGACGCGCCGGAAGUGGCGGUGGGAAGGAACCGGAAGUUGGUCCCUGCUCCAGCCCAGUGGUGCUGUGCUGCUGCCCUGGGAAGGAAGAUGAAGCUCCUGACCCACAACAUGCUCACGUCCCACGUGCGCGGGGUGCGGCCUGGUGGGGGGUUCCCCCUUCGUAUCCAGGCUACAGAGGUGAAGGUGAACAAUGUGGAUUUCAACCCAGAGUUCACGGCACGGAUGGUGCCCAAAGUGGAGUGGGGUGCCCUGGUGGAGGCAGCCGAGUGUCUGGGUCACCGCUUGGACCUCCCCGCUGAGCCCAUCCCUGGCUACGAGAGCAACGAGGACUUCCUGCGGAAAGUGCAUCAUGUGCUGAUGGAGGUGGAGGUGAUGGAGGGUGUAUUGAAAUGUCCGGACACUGGGCGCGAGUUUCCCAUCACCAAGGGCAUCCCCAACAUGCUGCUGAGUGAAGAGGAGACAUGAGAAGCCGUUGCAUGUUGAGGGAGGGCCGAGAAACGAGAUGUGGAGCCUGCUGUUCUGUUGUUGUUGAGUGUGUUUACCUGUAAAUAAACGUGAGUUCUCACUGGA